AAGAGAUUCAUACAACUUCCCUUUGAACAAAUUCUUCUUCUUGAGAGAAAAUGUCUUCUUUCCGCUAUCAAUUUGUAGUUGCUCUAUUUUGUGGAAUUGUGCUUGAAGGAUCAUUAUCUCAGGCUCAGCUGAGUCCAACUUUUUACGCUGCAACAUGCCCUUUCGCAUCCAACAUUAUACGUGGAGUUCUCUUCAGAGCCUUUCAGUCUGAUCCCAGAAUUGGCGCCAGUCUCAUUAGACUUCAUUUUCACGACUGUUUUGUUCAGGGCUGUGAUGCAUCGCUAUUGCUCGAUGGCACCAGCACAAUAGACAGCGAGAAAGGAGCUUUUGGAAAUAAUAACACAGCCAGAGGUUUUGAAGUUGUUGAUCAAAUGAAGGCCGCUCUGGAAAUGGCCUGUCCUGGAAUUGUUUCUUGUGCAGAUAUUCUUGCUAUUGCAGCUGAAGAAUCUGUUUUCUUGUCAGGAGGACCCUCAUGGCCAGUUCCAGUAGGAAGAAGAGAUAGCACCACAGCUAACCGAACUCUCGCCAAUCAAAAUCUUCCAGGACCCACUGAAACCCUUGACGGACUCAAAGCCAAGUUCCAAAAUGUUGGCCUCAACGGCAACACUGAUCUAGUUGCACUAUCUGGAGCUCACACAUUUGGGAGGGCACAGUGUCGUUUUUUCAUUCAUAGAUUAUACAAUUUUAACAACACAAAUCUUCCUGAUCCAACCCUAGACACAACCUUGUUACAACAGCUUCAAGCUCUUUGCCCACAAGGAGGAAACGGCAGUGUUUUGACUAAUCUUGAUGCCUCAACUCCCGAUGCUUUUGACAACGAUUAUUUCACCCUUCUUCAACAAAAGAAAGGACUUCUUCAGACUGAUCAAGAGCUCUUCUCAACUCCUGGCGCCGAUACCGUUGACAUUGUUAACCUCUACAGCUCCAACCAGGGAGUUUUCUUUCAAAGCUUCGCGGUGUCGAUGAUCCGGAUGGGAAACCUGAGCCCUUUGACAGGGAGUCAAGGAGAAGUUAGAUUGAACUGCAGAAGGGUUAAUGGAAAUGGAAUUUCAAGUGUGUUUAAUGGUGAUGAUAUGGUUAGCUCCAUGUAAGUGAAGGGAGGAAGGAUAGUGUGAAAAUAAUUUCGGGUGCUGUUUGUAAUAUUAUAAAAGUUUUUAUUUGUUGAAAGAGAGUUUGUGCUUCAUAAACUCAUGUUGUAAUUGUCAAUGUUUGGCAGAAAUAAAAAAAAUAUA
Messenger RNA from Pistacia vera, 1232 nucleotides. Its product is annotated as peroxidase A2-like. The transcript has 4 exons. Lineage: Eukaryota; Viridiplantae; Streptophyta; Magnoliopsida; Sapindales; Anacardiaceae. Gene Ontology annotation, biological process: response to oxidative stress; hydrogen peroxide catabolic process. The record is from RefSeq and is a predicted model, not a curated record. The coding region runs from base 51 to 1091 and encodes 346 amino acids. Gene Ontology annotation, molecular function: peroxidase activity; heme binding.